Molecule: messenger RNA, 405 nt
Organism: Aspergillus fumigatus Af293
Lineage: Eukaryota; Fungi; Ascomycota; Eurotiomycetes; Eurotiales; Aspergillaceae
Source: RefSeq, a predicted model, not a curated record
AUGUCUCCCCCAACAAGUCCACAUCCCUCAGCAAGUCCUCAUCACCCAAACACCUCACGCGCGCGCAGUCUCAGAAGUGCCUCUGUCGAAGCGUCACCUCGUUCUCCUCAACAGAUUUUCAAUGAGAUCGUUGACCAAAUUCCGCAAAUCAAAGAGUUUACCGAACUUAUCUACGAAGACAUCGACCCGGAUGAUGGUUCCUUGCUCUGUUUAUCACUGGUAGAGGACAAACGCAUUGAAAGAAGAUGCGUAAGAAUCAAGGUCAUGCCGACUCGACUCCACGACGUCCACCAGCGGUGGGCUACAGCUGCUAUGGCGACAUGGGCUCUUAAUGGUCUCUUAAAUCAAGAUGAAGUUGACCUCCUUUGUGGUUCUGUCGGCUCGAGUAUGUACUACUUCUGCUAG